Messenger RNA from Theobroma cacao (cacao), 1037 nucleotides. NCBI's taxonomy places the organism in Eukaryota, Viridiplantae, Streptophyta, Magnoliopsida, Malvales, Malvaceae. The record is from RefSeq and is a predicted model, not a curated record.
AUGCUGUGCAACAUGGAAGCUGAAUCGGUAAAACUUCCUGUAUUUGACCUCUCCCAGCCCUUGAGUCCAUCCUCCCUCUCCUCCCUCACUCUAGCCUGCAGAGAAUGGGGCUUCUUCCGCAUAACCAAUCAUGGAGUCUCCAAAGAUCUUUACAGGAAGCUGUACUCCCUCUCAAACCAUCUCUUUAGUCUCCCUGAUGAGUCCAAACUCAAGCUCGGUCCAACUUCAUCCUUAAAAACCUACACCCCUCAUUUCAUUGCUUCCCCUUUCUUUGAGAGUCUUCGAGUGUCCGGACCGGACUUCUUUGCUUCUGCACAAAGUUCGGUGGAUGUUCUCUUCGAACAGCCAAAUUCAGAGUUCAGUGAGGUAUUGAAAGAAUACGGGAGCUUGAUGACCAAGCUAUCAAAGGAGAUAGUAAAAGCUAUACUGAAAAGCUUGGGAGAAGAUUUGGAAAAGAAAUCUUUUGAGUCUGAAUUCGGCAACUGUCAUGGUUAUUUGAGAAUAAACAACUACACUCCCCCGAAGAGCAUGAAAGAAGAAGAAGUAGAUGGGCUAGGCAUGCACACAGACAUGAGCUGUGUAACAAUUGUUUAUCAAGAUGAAAUUGGGGGACUCCAAGUGAGAUCAAAGGAAGGAAAGUGGAUGGACAUAAACCCUUGUGAAGACACACUUGUUGUGAAUAUUGGUGACCUGAUGCACGCAUGGAGCAAUGGGAAGUUAAGUUCAUCAGAACACAGAGUUGUUUUAAAGAGAAUAGUGAAUCGGUUUUCUUUGGCCUUCUUUUGGUGCUUUGAAGAUGAAAAAGUGAUAUUUGCCCCUAAUGAAGUUGUGGGAGAAGACAACUUGAGGAUCUAUAAGCCAUUUGUUUGUGCAGAUUAUUUGAAAUUUAGACAAAGCAGUGAAAAGGGGAGGUUUGACAAGGUUGGGUUCACCGUGAAAGACUUUGCAGGAACGUGACAGUUCGUAAAAAUUGAUUAUAUUAAACAAGUGAAUGCAUUGUUGAAAAGCAAAGACACGUUGAGAAUAAAGAAUAGCAU